Messenger RNA from Acaulospora morrowiae, 1553 nucleotides. The record is from the annotation of a GenBank genome assembly. NCBI's taxonomy places the organism in Eukaryota, Fungi, Glomeromycota, Glomeromycetes, Diversisporales, Acaulosporaceae.
UUGGAAUUAGUUUCAUAUCAGCCAAUAAUGCAUGUAGAAAUGCGGAAAUGGAAGUUGGGGAAGGAUGGGAUUUUGAAAAGGUCAGAAAGGAGGCCGAAGAGAAAUGGGAGAUUGAGCUCGAAAAAAUAGAGAUCCAUGGAGGUAGCGAUGAGAAAAAGAAAAUUUUUUACAGUGGAUUAUAUAGGAGCAUGAUUCUUCCGAGUGAUCGAACCGGUGAAAAUCCGAGAUGGAGAUCUUAUGAUAGCGGAGGAAAACUUAUACCUUAUUAUGACGAUAUCUUUACUUUGUGGAGUGCAUUCAGAACGACGAUUCCAUUAUACACGUUAAUUCAACAAAAGAGAGUGGUGGAUAUUGCAAGAUCUUUGAUCGAUAUCUAUGAGAACGAAGGAUUCAUGCCGGACGGCAGAAGUGGAAUGUAUAAUAGUAUUGCGAGGGGCGGAUCGAAUGGGGACAUGGUAUUGUCCGAGUUAUUUCUUAAAAAUCUUGGAAAAGGUCAAAUUGACUGGAACCUUGGUUACAAAGCGAUGUUAAAAAAUGCUCUCGCUGAACCAUGGUCACGAGGAUCAAAUGAAGGACGAAUGCUCUUAAGGUUUUAUAAGGAAUAUGGAUACCUACCCGUAGUGAAAUCCUUCGAAAAUUGGAAUAGAUACAGGGACCAAGGAAUGUGCAGUAAGACAAUGGAGUAUACAACCAAUGAUUUUGCGAUUGCAUGUGUUGCAAAAGGUUUAAAGAAGAAAGAUGAUUACGAAAAAUUUAAACAACGUUCCAACUAUUGGCGAUAUUUAUGGGACUCUAAUACGACUGUUGAUGGUGUGCAGGGAUUCAUAAUGCCAAUACAUUUGGAAGAGACGGAUAAGUCGUUGUAUAGUGUUUUUAGAACAUCAACGUAUACCGAUUUUUAUGAAGGUUCAUUUUGGGAAUACAGCUUAAAUGUCCCACAUGAUGUAAACAUGCUUAUUAAGUUUGCACGUGGUCCAAGAGAAUUCGAAAAAAGAUUGAAUAUCACAUUCUCAAAUAAAGAUUACAACAGUAAUUACUUUAGCAUCCAACAUAUCCCUAGUUUAUUUCACCCUAAUCUAUAUCAUUACAUUGGAAAACAAUAUAAAAGCGUGCAAGUUAUCAGAGAUAUAAUGAAAAAGAAGUUCGGAACUGGGAAAAGUGGGUUGCCUGGUCAUGAUGAGUCUGGAGUUUUUAGUUGCUGGUAUAUUUUCAAUGCUAUUGGAAUAUAUCCAAUUGGCGGACAAGACAUAUACCUAAUAAAUUCACCACAUUUUACAAACACCACAAUUUACCUUUCGCCGACCACAACUUUUUCAAUACUGGCAAAUAACCUCAGUAGUCAGAACAUCUAUAUUCAAUCAGCGAAACUAAAUGGAUGGGACUUGAAAAAUACCUGGUUUAGGCACGGCGAUAUUUCCAAAGGUGGUAUCCUGGAAUUGGAGAUGGGUAAUGAAGUUUCAAAGGUUUGGGGAGUUUUAGAGGAAGAUAAAAGUGAUGCUAAAGAAUGGUUUGGCAAGAGUAAAAUCGUUGCACCGCCUAGUGCUUCCGAUUAA